Molecule: messenger RNA, 852 nt
Organism: Sclerotinia borealis F-4128
Lineage: Eukaryota; Fungi; Ascomycota; Leotiomycetes; Helotiales; Sclerotiniaceae
Source: the annotation of a GenBank genome assembly
AUGAAUCGACCUACCGAACAUCGACUUCGACCUUUCGGAAGAGAGCCCAGAUUUGGGUCAUUGUAUCAUGAAUACCAUCGAAUCUCUGUUCCUUACUUUUCAUAUAGCUCAGAGCCACUCAGGAGAGCUGCAUUUGAUAGAUACGGACCUGAGUAUAGACUGGGCCGAAGUUCCGAUAGGAGUAAGAACAGAAGUCGAGUACUGGGUCCAGAGAACAUAGAGCGUAUGUUCGACUCGAGUAGUGACUAUGAAGACGCAAGGCACAAAGAUGCCUUACCUUUUGGGAAAGCCAUGAAGAAAUUGCGUACUGUAGUCAAGGAUGCGGAAACCAUUUACUCUGGAGUCCUCAAAGAGUACAACGCCGAUGUUCAAAAUAUCAAGAAUUAUACACCGGAUAAGAUCUUGAGACAAUUGUGGAGUUUGAAAUUGGAUAGUGUGUCGAGAAUUCAAGAUCAGACGGAGGACUCAAAUCAGCAUGCGGACUAUGGCAACCAAGAUCGAGAUCAAGACGGCAACAAUGUCAAGAAGGUGCACGACUCAGAAGACACAUUGUACGAACAGCUCAACCAACAAAUCGCACAAGUCGUGGAAGCCUUGAAGCAGGCACAUAUGUCAAUCGUUGGAGAGAAAUCGAGCACAACUGUAUUCAAAGCGUCGGAAAGAUUGAAGGAAAAGAUCGAUACCACGGGUAGGCAGAUUCUAGAGUUGUUUCAAAGGGCCAAAGAUGGAAGUCAAGAUUGUGAAGCCCUUCUGGACGAGUUGAAUGGGUUGUACACUUUGCUAGAAAGCAAUAGGAAAUUGUACGCUGUCGAGAAAGAGGGAGAAAAUGCGGAGGGUUCAAUGCCAUCUUAG